GCUCAGAGAUCCGCUCGGUACGAGGUUUCGUGAACUCACCGACGCGCCCGACAUUCGGAUUCUUGGGUUGUCUGGUUCGACUUCCGAGAUUCCGUUUUCGGUUGCCUCGGCCGAGUUCAACUCGGCAACUGCGCACCGUUUCUUGCCCGACGAAAACAGCAACAACAACGCCUCCUCCACCCCCCGCCCCGCGCACUGUUAAUAAAACCCCCCAAAACCCUAGCGCCCUCCUCUGUUUCUCUCUCCCCUCUCCUCUCUCUCUCGGGCGUGUAGGGUUUUAGUGCGGAGAUUUGGCCUCUCGCGAGCAGCGGAGGAGGCGGGACGCGAGCGAUGGUGGGGGACAAGGGGAAGAAGGUCAGAGGGGACGACGAGAAUUCGGAGCAGAUCGAUGGGGAGCUCGUUGUUUCCAUCGAGAAGCUCCAAGAAAUCCAGGAUGAGCUCGAGAAGAUCAAUGAGGAGGCCAGUGACAAAGUUUUGGAGAUAGACCAGAAGUAUAACGAGAUACGCAAGCCAGUAUAUGAUAAGCGCAAUGAGAUCAUACAGUCGAUCCCUGAUUUCUGGCUGACAGCUUUCCUUAGUCAUCCUAUGCUUGGUGAACUUUUGACGGAUGAGGAUCAAAAGAUAUUUAAGUACCUCGAUUCCCUGGAAGUGGAGGAUUCGAAGGAUGUUAAAUCGGGAUAUUCCAUCACCUUUAACUUCCGGCCAAAUCCUUUCUUUGAAGAUUCGAAGCUUACAAAGACUUACACUUUUCUCGACGAAGGAACUAAAAUAACUGCCACGUCAAUUAAGUGGAAAGAAGGCAUGGGGUUGCCAAAUGGAGUCGCACGUGAGAAGAAAGGGAACAAAAGACCUUUGUCAGAUGAAAGCUUCUUCCAUUGGUUCAGUGAUGAUCAGCAUAAAGAAGUUAUCGAUGAAAUCCAUGAUGAGAUUGCAGACAUUAUUAAGGAGGAUUUGUGGGCGAAUCCUCUUACUUAUUUUAACAAUGAUGCUGAUGAAGAUGAUGAAGAGGGAAAAGAUGAUGGCUCAGAUGAUGAUGAGGAAGAUGAUGACGACAAUGACGAAGAAGACAGUGAUGAGGAAGAUGGCCAGUGAACUCUUCUGAGGGCCUGUACUUCUUGAAUACUAGUGUCCAGAUAUGUAUAGAGGGGUCUUAAAAUCAUGCUGAAUUUGACAGGGAAGAAGAAAAAUACAUGCAUCUCUUUAAUGUUAGGGCACGCUAUUGUGCUCCAAUAUCUGUUAUGCACAAGAGUCUACUGGUAUUCUUAGUUGAGACUUUGUGGUUCUCUUUCAACCCUUUGGUUUUUCGACCUUUUCUUUGAUAGGCUAGCACUAUUAAGUCCCUGAACCAUCAUCGUGGAGGUGAUGAUGUUAUGUCGGCAACUAUAUUUGACUAUACUAGGGAGGAGCGAGAGAUUCUGAGAUGAAUGUAAAGAUGUUCUGACAGCCAAACAUUAUAUGCGCAGAAUAUUUGGUUCAA
Messenger RNA from Eucalyptus grandis, 1477 nucleotides. Its product is annotated as NAP1-related protein 1. The record is from RefSeq and is a predicted model, not a curated record. Gene Ontology annotation, molecular function: chromatin binding; histone binding. Gene Ontology annotation, biological process: nucleosome assembly. The coding region runs from base 331 to 1092 and encodes 253 amino acids. The transcript has 10 exons. Gene Ontology annotation, cellular component: nucleus; chromatin. Lineage: Eukaryota; Viridiplantae; Streptophyta; Magnoliopsida; Myrtales; Myrtaceae.